AUGGCCAUCAGCCUGCAUCGCCUGGAUCCCUCCACUUCACUCGGUGGAACCUUCUCACCACAGGACUACUAUGCUGAUGGCGUGGCCCAGGACUCCUCACCAGAGAAGCUUUCCUCAGCGGUGGACUAGAUGCGCUUUGAGAAGGGCCAUACUGGGAGAGUAUGGGAGAGACCUCUUCUACCCAUAUGUCGAGGAUAGUCACAUUACAUUUACAUUUAGUCAUUUAGCAGACGCUCUUAUCCAGAGGACUCCACAGUUAGUGAAUACAUUUUUUUUUUUUAUAUGGCCCCCCGUGAAUCGAACCACAAACCCUGCGUUGCUACGACAUGCCUAUCAACUUUCACAAUAAAGGGACCACAGUCAGCGUUCCAUGUUCCUCUAUCUGCAGCCACAUUCUCCUACAGUAACCUACUGGGGGAGCUAGAGGUCUGUUCACGCACCCCCCUCUCACCAUCUCUCCACCAUCUCUCACUAUCUCUCACAUCUCUAACCAUCUCUCCCAUCGAUCACAUGGGCCACGUUCAGUUGCCAAAACGUUUGUCUAAUCUCGGUUAACCAGAACUAAAGUCUUGCGUAAUUGUCAGAUGUUCGAUUAAGUUCAGGGUCCAUAUGUGUAGGGAAAGAGAUCGCGACCCGGAACGAAGAGCCCCACCCUUCUCUCUUUGCAAGAGUUACAAGGCAAGUCUAUGGUUUCUAAACCCCUCCAUCAAUCACUCACAACGAAGAAGACCGUCCAUACCUCAUACACAGAAACACAUAAAUAACUCCUAACCCUCAACCUAAGCACACCUAAAACAUAACUCCCGCCUAAAAACCUCCCUCCUCCUAACAAUACAUACUAACUAAAACCUACAUACCCUCCUAACACCUUCCUCCCAUCCGAACCCCUACCUAACACCUAACCCCACCCUCCCUCCCACCUAACCCCCCCACUCCCUCCCACCUAAAACCUCCCUCCCUCCUAACCCCUCUCCCUCCCUUCCCACCCUCCCUCCCACUACCUAAACCCGGGUGGCUACGCGAGGAUCGUCCCCAGUUGAAGCCAGUGAGUGCUUGGAGUGUGCGGAGGAGGGGGGGUGACGUGAGAGAACUUGGGAAGGGUUGAACACCAGACGGGCUGCGGCAUUCUGGAUGAGUUGUAGGGGUUUAAUGGCACAGGCAGGGGAGGGCCAGCCAACAGCGAGUUUCAAGUAGUCCAGACGGGAGAUGACAAGUGCCUGGAUUAGGACCUGUGCCGCUUCCUGUGGUAAGGCAGGGUCGUUACUCUCCGAAUGUUGUAGAGCAUGAACCUGCAGGAGCGGGGUCACCGCCUUGAUGUUGGCGGAGAACGACAGGGUGUUGUCCAGGGUCACGCCUAGGCUCUUCGCCACUCUGGGAGGAGGACACAGCGGAGUUGUCAACCGUGAUGGCGAGAUCAUGGAACGGGCCAGUCCUUCCCCGGCGAGGAAGAGCAGCUCCGUCUUGCCAGGGUUCAGCUUGAGGUGGUGAUCCGUCAUCCAUACUGAUAUGUCUGCCAGACAUGCAGAGAUGCGAUUCGCCACCUGGUUAUCAGAAGGGGGAAAGGAGAAGAUUAGUUGUGUAUCGUCAGCGUAGCACUGAUAGGAGAGACCCAUGUGAGGAUAUGACAGAGCCAAGUGACUUGGUGUAUAGGGAGAAAAGGAGGGGGCCUAGAACUGAGCCCUGGGGGACACCAGUGGUGAGAGCACGUGGUGCGGAGACCGCUUCUCGCCACGCCACUUGGUAGGAGCGACCAGUCAGGUAGGACGCAAUCCAGGAGUGAGCCGCGCCGGAGAUGCCCAGCUCGGAGAGGGUGGAGAGGAGGAUCUGAUGGUUCACAGUAUCAAAGGCAGCAGACAGGUUCUAGAAGGACAAGAGCAGAGGAGAGAGAGUUAGCUUUUAGCAGUGCGGAGAGUCUCCGUGACACAGAGAAGAGCAGUCUCAGUGAAUGGACCAGUCCUGAAACCUGAUUGGUUUGGAUCAAGAAGGUCAUUCUGAGAGAGAUAGCAAGAGAGUUGGCUAAAGACGGCACGCUCAAUAGUUUUGGAAAGAAAAGAAAGAAGGGAUACUGGUCUGUAGUUUGUUGACAUCAGUGGGGUCGAGUGUUGGUUUUUGAGAAGGGGAGCAACUCUCGCUCUCUUGAAGACGGAAGGGACAUGGCCAGCGGUCAAGAUGAGUUGAUCAGCGAGGUGAGGUAGGGGAGAAGGUCACCGGAGAUGGUCUGGAGAAGGGAGGAGGGGAUGGGGUCAAGCGGGCAGGUUGUUGGGCGGCCUGCAGUCACAACAUUUGAAGAGAGCUGAAGUAGAGGUAUUGAGAUAACAUUUGAAGAGAGUUGAAGUAGAGGUAUUGAGAUAACAUUUGAAGAGAGUUGAAGUAGAGGUAUUGAGACAACAUUUGAAGAGAGCUGAAGUAGAGGUAUUGAGACAACAUUUGAAGAGAGUUGAAGUAGAGGUAUUGAGACAACAUUUGAAGAGAGCUGAAGUAGAGGUAUUGAGACAACAUUUGAAGAGAGCUGAAGUAGAGGUAUUGAGACAACAUUUGAAGAGCGUUGAAGUAGAGGUAUUGAGACAACAUUUGAAGAGAGUUGAAGUAGAGGUAUUGAGGGGGGGGGGGGGGGGGGGGGGGGGGGGGUAGGAUUCAGCAGGGAGGAAAAUGUGGCAAAGAGCUUCCUAGGGUUAGAGGCAGAUGCUUGGAAUUUAGAGUGGUAGAAAGUGGCCUUAGCAGCAGAAGCAGAUGAAGAAAAUGUAGAGAGGAGGGAGUGAAAAGAUGCCAGGUCGGCAGGGAGUUUAGUUUUCUUCCAUUUCCAUUUCCAUUUAGCAUAUAGUACGUAGUCAUUAAGUAUGUGGUAUUCAGUAUGUUAGUAUGGGUAUCUGAACACAGCCAAGGACUUGUUUAACUACUACAGAAGAUACUGUAGGGCAAAACACAUUCAGUCUCUGCUUAGAACAGAUGGAGGAAGUAAAUCAUUUAUUCUUACUUCCUCCAUUGUUCGUUGAUGAAGUGGGCUUACUAUCCUACAUUUUACAUUUUUAGUCAUUUAGCAGACGCUCUUAUCCAGAGCGACUUACAGUUAGUGAGUGCAUACAUUUUCAUACUAAAAAAAGUAUUUAGUCAGCCACCAAUUGUGCAAGUUCUACCACUUAAAAAUACUUAUUUUCCACCAUAAUUUGCAAAUAAAUUCAUUAAAAAUCCUACAAUGUGAUUUUCUGGAUUUUUUUCUUCUCAAUUUGUCUGUCAUAGUUGACGUGUACCUAUGAUGAAAAUUACAGGCCUCUCUCAUCUUUUUAAGUGGGAGAACUUGCACAAUUGGUGGCUGACUAAAUACUUUUUUUCCCCACUGUAAUGAUUAUAGCUAACCUAAGUGUGGUGCAGCACUGAGAAUGAAUCAAAUGAUUUGCAUUAAAAUCUUCUGCUUCAUAUUCUCUUUUUUAAAUAUUUUUCUAUUCACCUUGUGAUAUUUAAAAGGGCAAUCUGCAGUUUGAACAAUAACAAAGUGUCACCCCUCCCUUCUACAUCUGCAUUGCUUGCUGUUUGGGGUUUGGGGCUGAGUUUCUGUAUAGCACUUUGUGACAUCUGCUGAUGUAAAAAGGGCUUUAUAAAUACAUUUGAUUAAUUGAUUGAUCAAUAACAGGGGAGGUUAGCAUGUCUUGGGGGUAUGAGCUAACCUCUCACCAUUAGCAAUAACAGGGGAGGUUAGCAUGUCUUGGGGGUAUGAUCUAACCUCUUACCAUUACCAGUAACAGGGGAGGUUAGCAUGUCUUGGGGGUAUGAUCUAACCUCUUACCAUUACCAGUAACAGGGGAGGUUAGCAUGUCUUGGGAGUAUGAUCUAACCUCUUACCAUUACCAGUAACAGGGGAGGUUAGCAUGUCUUGGGGGUAUGAUCUUUGACCCUCUGUAACUUUCUCAAGUGUCAUUAUUUACGAUUCACUCAGGAUUAUCCGUAAUCAUGGUAGCAUCCACAAGUGAUAAAAAAAUAUAUAUAUAUAUAUCUCAGAUAUAGGACAGACACCUCAAAACAUACUUCCAAAUAGAAAUCAAAACUGGAUGGUCUUCAGAGAUAGAUGGGAGGGUUUGAGGGUAGCUGAAGGAUGGGACUAAAAACAAACGAAAGAUAAUUUACGUAAUAUGUACUGUGUCCGUAAAAUGUAAACAGUAUGUAUAAACUAAGAAGCCUAAGUGUUGUUGUCCAUCAAUUAGGGGAGGGGUGGUGGGGUUAGGGGGAAAUAAUAAAGGGAAAUAUAUUUAAAAAACAUAUGUAUAAUAUAUAUAAAGUUUGGACACACCUACGCAUUCAAGGGUUUUUCUUUAUAAAAAAAAAAAAAGUUUAAAUGUAGAAUAAUAGUGAAGACAUCAAAACUAUGGAAUAACACAGAUGGAAUCAUGUAGUAACCAAAAAAGUGUUAAACAAAUCUAAAUACAUUUUAUAUUUGCAAUUCUUCAAAUAGCCACCUUUUGCCUUGAUGACAGCUUUGCACACUCUUGGCAUUUUCUCAACCAGCUUCAUGAGGUAGGCACCUGGAAUGCAUUUCAAUUAACAGGUGUGCCUUCUUAAAAGUUAAUUUGUGGAAUUGAUUUCCUUCUUAAUGCGUUUGAGCCAAUCAGUUGUGUUGUGACAAGGUAGGGGGGGGUAUACAGAAGAUAGCUCUAUUUGGUAAAAGACCAAGUCCAUAUUAUGGCAAGAACAGCUCAAAUAAGCAAAGAGAAAUGACAGUCCAUCAUUACUUUAAAACAUGAAGGUCAGUCAACCCAGAACAUUUCAAGAACUUUGAAAGUUUCUUCAAGCGCAGUCGCAAAAACCAUCAAGCGCUAUGAUAAACUGGAUCUCAUGAGGACCACCACAGGAAAGGAAGACCCAGAGUUACCUCUGCUGUACAGAAUAAGUUCAUUAGAGUUACGAGCCUCAGAAAGUGUAGCCCAAAUAAAUGCUUCACAGAGUUCAAGUCACAGACACAUCUCAACAUCAACUGUUCAGAGGGGACUGUAUGAAUCAGGCCUUCAUGGUCGAAUUGCUGCAAAGAAAGCAUUACUAAAGGACACCAAUAAGAAGAAGAGACCUGCUUGGGCCAAGAAACACGACCAAUGGACAUUAGAAAUGGAAAUGUGUCCUUUGGUCUGGAGUCCAAAUUGGAGAUUUUUGGUUCCAACCCCCGUGUCUGUGAGACGCGGUGUGGAUGAACGGAUUAUCUCCACAUGUGUAUUUCCCACCGUAAAGCAUGGAGGAGGAGGUGUUAUGGUGUUGGGGUGCUUUGCUGGUGACACUGUCUGUGAUUUAUUUAGAAUUCAAGGCACACUUAACCAGCAUAGCUACCACAGCAUUCUGCAGCGAUACGCCAUCCCAUCUGGUUUGGGCUUAGUGGGACUAUCAUUUGUUUUUCAACAGGACAAUGACCCAACACACCUCCAGGCUGUGUAAAGGCUAUUUGACCAAGAAGGAGAGCGAUGGAGUGCUGCAUCAGAUGACCUGGCCUCCACAAUCCCCCGACCUCAACCCAAUUGAGAUGGUUUGGGAUGAGUCGGACCGCAGAGUGAAGGAAAAGCACAUAGUAAGACAGAGGGACUCUAUUACGCUCGCUCGGAUGCUUUCUCCGGUGAGAUAGUUUCAGUUCAUAGUUGCAACUGAGGAAAAGUUGGCGGGUGCACACCGCACCGUUCGGAUGCUGGAAUUAUUUUGGUAUGAACGUGCGAAGAUUAUCUCCUUUUUGAAGUGAUUUGUUUGACAAUCAGAUGAAAACUAAAUGACUGGUUGUGUUCAUGGCACGUUAAAAGGUAAUACAUUUUUUUACAGUUAAAUUACAUGUCUUUACUAUAAAUCCCUCAAAAUGGUCCACCCCUGCCGUUGUGAUUGGUUCCUGAGCCCAUAGGAAGCCAUUUUGAAAUAAAAUCCUCAUUAUUUUUUUCCGAUGGCUGAACUGCUUUGGUUUUACUUUUAACAAAAAUACGCUUUCUUCUCAGCUUCCACUUUCCCCCUCAAAUAAAUGCUAUAAAAAAAAUACAUAUGGCUGUAGGGGUGGCCCCCCCCCACCAUUGCAGGUGUGAUUGAAUUACAUGAUCCCAAACAUUAGGUACCUUCCUGUAAUGGUAACUACGGAUUUAGUACACAAUGCCAACGCUCAAGUCAGGACAGGUUAUUAAAAAACAAAAGUGAUAUUUAUUUAACAGACGUGACUCCUCUUCUGUAGUCUGAGGUAUCUCUGAUCCCGAUCAGAGAAAUAAAUGGGUGUAUAGUUAUAAUAACCAGUCGCCUGCCAGCCCAAUGUGGGGCAAACUGUUGCCUGUUAUUGGUAGAAAGAUAGCAGCACUGUCUCUUGGACUGGUGAUGUCACACCUGGUUGUCCGAGGUAAGUCUCCUGACAAAAGAUUUAGAUCAUGAUAUAAAUAGAAUUCAACAUAAUGUAUAAUACCUGGUAUAAUGCUGACUUCUCAAUUACAAAAGUGUAUAAUUACUAUGUAAAAUGUAUCAAAAAUUAAAUAAUAACCCUUUUUUUUAUCAUGUCUGAGUAAAUAACCAAGUAUACUUUGGUAUGUCUCAUGUGAGCACUGGCUAUGGGGCUGCGUGGGUAUCUGAUAUGUGACUCUGACCCUAGGCAGUGCAGUUAAAGUCCUGUCUCAGCCGGGCAACACAGUACAGUUCCCAUGUUCCUACAGCUAUGAAGACCACCAGGACAUCCCACAGCUGUCUGUCCAGUGGAGAGGACCAGGCAACACACUCCUCUGUCACUACAUCAAACAUAAGGUGUGGAAUGUUAUAUAUGUCUUUUUUUUUUUUUUAUGCUUGUGUUUUACCCUGUAAGCCAGAGCGCCAAAGACAAAACGUCCAUUUUGUGAAAACCUAAUAGACAAUACAGUUUUGAUAGAGCAUGGCGCUUGCAACGCCAAGGGUUGUGGAUUCGAUUCCCGCUGGGACCACCCUCACGAAAAAUGUAUGCAUGCAUGACUGUAAACUGCUUUGGAUAAAAAGCGUCUGCUAAAUGGCGUAUAUUGUUAUAUUGUUAUGUUAUUUCAAGGCCUACCAGAACUGCACCCAGGGCUACUCACUGGACUACACACCUAGGAGGAUCACUCUCUGCAUCACAGAGGUCAGAACGCAAGACUUCGGAUCUCACGUCUGCUCCGUUAGCAAGAGACACGAGUUCUCUGACUUUAGCAUCGAGCUAGCCACGAAGACAGGUGAGUUUGUUUGUAUAUAUUGUAUACUUUAUUUAUACUUUGUUUCUACUUUGUUUCUACUUUGUUUAUGUGUAUUUGCAUCUUCUCAUGGGGAGUUUGGUAUUUUCUGUGUCUUUAGAUCCCAUCACUUCCUUGCCGACGAACAGGUGGGAUCAGUCAGGUAAAUCCACAGGGUGUAUAGGUCUACUGCAGGGACGAACAGGUGGGAUCAGUCAGGUAAAUCCACAGGGUGUAUAGGUCUACUGCAGGGACGAACAGGUGGGAUCAGUCAGGUAGAUCCACAGGGUGUAUAGGUCUACUGCAGGGACGAACAGGUGGGAUCAGUCAGGUAGAUCCACAGGGUGUAUAGGUCUACUGCAGGGACGAACAGGUGGGAUCAGUCAGGUAGAUCCACAGGGUGUAUAGGUCUACUGCAGGGACGAACAGGUGGGAUCAGUCAGGUAAAUCCACAGGGUGUAUAGGUCUACUGCAGGGACGGCCAGCUGUGUGGAAAGCCUUUCGAAGGCCCUCGGAUCAAUAACAAAAACAUCAUAAUAAAAAUACAAUAUAUAGAUAUUGUUUUGAAACUCAGUCGUGGGUCUCAACGUACUGCAGUAUAAUAUAAUAAUAUAAUAUGCCAUUUAGCAGACGCUUUUAUCCAAAGCGAGUAGUAGAAUACCCAAGUGCAAUUUCGAAAUGUGAUUGCGCAUCAGCAGUUUUUCUCUCGUUAUGUCAGUCACUGAUAGUCACUCAGAUUAACCAUGUCAGAUUGCUAAAUGAGUCUAGCAGCCAGAUAUCGAAAUGUAGUAAUCAUGGUCAAAUUACUAGCCAGGGGGCCCCCAUUGAUUGUGUUAUUCAGUCUCACUCAGAUAUCAUAUUAAACACGUCCACCCCAUUGCAAAAUGUGUAGAAUUGCAGGAAAUGUGCUUUAAAACUGCAACAUUUUCUCCACGCCUCAUGGCAAAAUGUGUAGAACUGGUGGUGGUGUUGGAGGUGGUGGUGGUGAUGGUGGUGGUGUUGGUGUGGUGGAGGUGGUGAUGGUGGUGGUGGGGGUGGGUGGUGGUUUGGAUGGUGGUGGUUGGUGGGUGGUUGGAGUGGUGGUGGUUGGAUGUGUUGGUUGUGGGUGUGGUGGGGUGGUGGGUGGUGUGGUGGUUGUGUGGUAUGUUGGUUGGGUGGUGGGGUAGGUGGGUAUGGUGAGGUGGUGGUUGUGGGUGAUGUGUGGUGGGGGGGGUGGGGGGGGGGGUUGGUGGUGUGGUGGUGGUGGGUGGUGGGGGGGGGUUAUGCACAUGUAGUAGCUCAAUUGGUAGAGCAUGGCGCUUGUAACGCCAGGGUAGUGGGUUUCGAUCCCGGGACCACCCAUACGUAAAAAUGUAUGCACACAUGACUGUAGGUCGCUUUGGAUAAAAGUGUCUGCUAAAUGGCAUAUUAUUAUUAUUAUUAUUAUUAGUAACGCAGACCCGCGAGCCACUGUGGCCCUCAUGAUGAGUUCUGAUGUUUUGUGGCCCCCCACCCCUAUCAAAGUGGCCCAUCCCUGGUCUAUUGAAUGAAAUCCAAAUAGAACAAAUGUUAACCUUGAUAUAGGAGACAAAAUAUCACAUUUUCCCCUUGAAUUUCCAUGUCCAAUUGAUAUCCUACAUGAUUGGAAUUGUAGCAGAAGAGAGUGUGACCUUUAAAUAAUACUCUACUAUGUACGACAGUUAAUUUCUCUAAUCGUUUUUUCCUCUUAGGUCGUCCCGACGGCCAUCUUGUUGUCCUUGUCUGCUCUGUGUUUGUCAGCACCUGGGGAUGA
Molecule: messenger RNA, 8934 nt
Organism: Coregonus sp. 'balchen'
Lineage: Eukaryota; Metazoa; Chordata; Actinopteri; Salmoniformes; Salmonidae
Source: the annotation of a GenBank genome assembly